This is a messenger RNA of Oreochromis niloticus (Nile tilapia), 2264 nucleotides long. RefSeq lists its product as uncharacterized. The coding region runs from base 46 to 990 and encodes 314 amino acids. NCBI's taxonomy places the organism in Eukaryota, Metazoa, Chordata, Actinopteri, Cichliformes, Cichlidae. The record is from RefSeq and is a predicted model, not a curated record. The transcript has 2 exons.
UUUUUAGAUCCUGGCAGUUCAGCUAGCUUCUGUUCAGAGCACCUCAUGCAAAAGCUAAAUCUUGUGGGCAAAAGAACGCACUUCCUGUUACAAACGAUGGGUCAAGAAAAGGUCGUCUCUGCCCACUCACUUACUGGUCUUGAAGUUUCUGGUUUAGGCAGCAAUGCCUUCUAUGAACUUCCAGAAAUCCUAACACAGGAAAGGAUGCCUGUCACCACAGAUAACCUUGUAAAGGAAGAAGAUCUGGUCAGGUGGCCAUAUCUGUCAAAGGUUCAAAUUCCCCACAUAAUGGCUAACGUGGACCUGUUGAUUGGAUGCAACGCUCCCAAGUUAUUGGAACCAUGGGAGGUCAUUCAUAGCCAGGGGAAUGGCCCAUAUGCUGUAAGAACGGCAUUGGGUUGGGUCAUAAAUGGGCCCAUGGAGGAUGGGAAAAACAACUUGGACAGCGAGCACCCACCAACAGCUGUAAAUAGGAUAUCUGUUUGUAAGCUGGAGGAAAUGUUGAAAAGUCAAUAUAACUAUGACUUUAAUGAAAAGGUUACAGAGGAAAAGGGUUUGUCAAGGGAAGACCUUAAGUUCAUGAAGAUCAUGGAAAAAUCUGCAACAAUGGAAGAUGGACACUACUGUUUGAAGUUACCUUUUAAAAAGGAUAACAUAAAGAUGCCAAACAAUUUCUCCAUAGUUAAACAAAGAUUGCAAAGUCUAAAACGAAAACUCCUCAACAAUGAACGGUUGCAUAAAGAAUAUAAAAGCUUUAUGGACGAGAUGAUAAGUAAUGGAUAUGCAGAGCAAAUACCUUCACAGCAGCUGUCUUGCGAAAAUGGUCAGAAGUGGUACAUUCCUCAUCACGCAGUCUACCAUCCCAGAAAACGAUCUAUAAGAAUUGUAUUUGACUGUGGGGCAUCAUUCCAGGGGACAUCAUUAAACAAGCAGCUCUUACAGGGUCCUAAUCUCACAAGUACAUUGCUUAGGGUUUUGCUUAGAUUUUGACAGGAUCGAGUCGCAUUUAUGGGUGACAUAAAGGCAAUGUUUUAUCAAGUUAAAGUUGCCAAAGAGGACAGAGACUUUCUGCCUUUUUUGUGGUGGCCAGAUGGAGAUCUGAGCAAGGACAUAAUUGAGUUUCGCAUGACUGUUCAUCUGUUCGGUGCAGUAUCUUCCCCGAGCUGUGCCAGUUUCACUUUGAGAAAAACGGCUGAGGACAACCAAACUGAAUUCCUAGACAAGGUAUGUGAAACAAUAAAAGAGAACUUCUAUGUGGACGACUGUUUAAAGAGUGUGGCCUCCACCUCAGAUGCUGUUGAUUUGGUCAAAGAUCUUUCAUCACUUUGUCAGAGGGGAGGAUUUACACCGACCAAGUGGGUUAGUAACAAUCGCACCCUGUUGCAAAGUAUCUCAGAGGAGCAAAGGGCUAAAGACUUGAAAGAAUUAAAUCUUGACAGAGACAAACUUCCGGUGGAAAGAGCUCUGGAUAUGUAUCUGAAGAGAACAUGGGAACAGGCUCAGUACAGCUCAGAUCUUUUUUGGAAAUGAUGGAUACUCGAAUACCUGCCUUUGUUACAGGAGAGACAAAAAUGGAACCAAAAGAAGAAGAAUCUAAAACCUGGAGAUAUAGCCAUUAUAAUGGAUUCCUCUGCACCGCGUGGUUCCUGGCUACUUGGAAGAGUUCAGGAAACCAUUCAUGACAAAAAUGGACUUGUAAGAUCUGUACGUUUAAAAACAAAGACUAAUAUUCUAGAAAGACCUGUAACUAAACUUUGCUUGUUACAUGAGACUGUAAUCUAAAAGUGUUUAAGUGCUCUAUUACUUAUGUUUAUUCAUGUGAAUGUAUACGUCUAAAGUAGACUGUAUUAGUGGCUCCUUAUUUUCUUUGUGAUUAGAAUUGCCAUGUCUGAUAGCCAUUGGAAUUAGGGACCGGGGUGUAGGAGCCAUUUUGGGUUAAUACCUUAUGUGGCCGCUAGAGGUCACCUUUUUCUGUUUUGUUGAUGUAAAGGUAUUUAAGGAGACGCACGUAAUCGGCGUCAGGUGUGUCGUUAAUUGUACGAAGGCAAACAGUUUGUGACCGUUAUUGAACUGUUUACUUAAUUCAUACAUACCAGUGAAAUCGCGUCACCCCCCGGUUAACGACCACCUCAGUGGCUUCAAGUGUAGGCUUAGCCUCUACAUUAUCAUUACUUUUCCUAAAACACUCAUUCGCUUCCUCUUCUUAGAGUUUAACUCGUCUGUUUCUCUCUGUGAGCUGUCUUGACACACCACAGGCACGCAUA